GAGAGUCACAGAGGGAAGGAGAGAAAGCAGAGGGCCAGCACAGAAGGGUUCUUCCAGCUGAGCAGCGCAGGAAAAGACCAAGGGUAUCUGGACUCGCAUCCCAAAGCCAUGGGUCUAUUGGAGUGCUGUGCCAGAUGUCUCGUGGGAGCCCCCUUUGCCUCCCUGGUAGCCACAGGCUUAUGUUUCUUGGGAGUUGCCCUGUUUUGUGGCUGUGGCCAUGAAGCGCUCACGGGCACUGAGCACCUGAUUGAGACCUACUUCUCCAAAAACUACCAGGACUACGAGUACCUGGUGGAUGUGAUCCACGAUUUCCAGUAUGCCAUUUACGGAGUUGCUGGGUUCUUCUUCCUCUUCGGAGCCCUCCUCCUGGCCGAAGGCUUUUACACCACCGGCGCUGUCAGGCAGAUCUUUGGCGACUACAAGACCACCAUCUGUGGCAAGGGCCUCAGCGCUACGGUAACAGGGGGCCACAAGGGGAGGGGUUCCAGAGGACACCGUCAGGCUCACUCUUGGGACCUGGUGUGUCACUGUCUGGGCAAGUGGCUGGGACAUCCUGACAAGUUUGUGGGCAUCACUUACGUCUUGGCCGUCCUUUGGCUUCUGGUCUUGGCUUGCUCUGCCGUCCCUGUCUAUGUCUACUUCAGCACCUGGACCACCUGCAACUCCAUUGCCAACCCCACCAAGACCUCUGCAAGUAUUGGCAACCUGUGCGCUGAUGCCAGGAUGUAUGGUGUGCUGCCCUGGAACGCGUCUCCGGGAAGAGUCUGCGGCCAAAGUCUCCUCUCCAUCUGCAAGACUGCUGAGUUCCAGAUGACCUUCCACCUCUUCAUCGCGGCGUUUGUGGGUGCCGCAGUUACCCUCGUGGCCCUGCUCACUUUCAUCAUCGCUGCCACCUACAACUUUGCAGUCCUCAAGCUGAUGGGAAGAGGCACAAAGUUCUAAAUGCAGAGAAAGAGAACAGCUACCUUUACCAGAUGCUCUUCCUCCUCUAACUACCAGGCUUUAACCCACAAGGUGGCCCCCCUGCGCCAGACCUCCUCCUUUAACUCCGCCUGACUGCCCCUCCCCUUGUGCCAAUGAAGCAGGGCGUGUCCCGAGGACGGAGGAGGAGAGGCCCUUCUGCCCCGCCGGCCACAGGUCUUCCUUCCUGCUCUCGUCUCUGUAGCACCUGGGCUCCUCCGGAUCACCAGACCAGGGGCUGGUGGGGAGCGAGCUGCCUGCUCCGGAGAAGGUGCGUGGGGCCUGGCCUGGCCAGGCGGCCUGUGCUGCCACGGGG
This is a messenger RNA of Python bivittatus (Burmese python), 1276 nucleotides long. It is a transcript of the gene PLP1, whose product is annotated as proteolipid protein 1. NCBI's taxonomy places the organism in Eukaryota, Metazoa, Chordata, Lepidosauria, Squamata, Pythonidae. The record is from RefSeq and is a predicted model, not a curated record. Gene Ontology annotation, cellular component: plasma membrane; myelin sheath. Gene Ontology annotation, molecular function: structural constituent of myelin sheath. Gene Ontology annotation, biological process: axon development; central nervous system myelination.